Messenger RNA from Exaiptasia diaphana, 2696 nucleotides. RefSeq lists its product as uncharacterized. Lineage: Eukaryota; Metazoa; Cnidaria; Anthozoa; Actiniaria; Aiptasiidae. The record is from RefSeq and is a predicted model, not a curated record. The transcript has 2 exons. Bases 692 to 2611 code for a protein of 639 amino acids.
UACCAACAACAAAAAAUCAGACAAUGCGUUUUGAUUCUAAUAGAGCUUUAUUUCUUAUUUUAAAUUGGCGUAAAAUAUUGAUGAUAAUGUUAAUAUAAUAUUUCUAGUGCGCAAUUUUGAAGAUAGAUAUUCAAUUUAUGAGAUAAAUAGAAAUUUUCCUAUUAAAGAGAGCAAAAGAUAAUCAUCGUAAUGAGCAACUUAAUUCAGUCUCGCUACAGAUAAUAAUCGAUAUUUCAUUAUAAGAUAGAUACUGUAUAACGUGCGAUCUGAUUGGCUAGUACCAGAGGAAGUACUCCUAUCUUGCAAUCUACCUUAUUUCCAGUUAUCUUCACCUUGUUUCCAGUUAGAGUACAGACACUAAAACUAUGCAACAUAAGUACCACUAAUUACUGCUAAAUUAUGCUAAUUCUAUUGUUUUCUAUUUUUUAAUUAACACUAUUUUGUGGUAAAUAGUUGAAAGUGUUGCACACAUUUGUACUCUAUGUCUACCUUUUUCUAACUACUACUAGCUAAUGAUAAUCAAAGUAUUAGAAAUAAUCAAUUAAAUAUACACCGAAUCGAAAAAUGGCGGACGGCGCGUGGAGAUUGGGUCGAGUUGCUCGGAAUCGAGGCUCGUCAGUCGUCGAGCGCGAAGUUUUCCCUUGUUUAUUUAUACUUUGAUUCUCCAAAAAAUAUCAAAAAUGUCUGUAAAAUGAAUCUCACAGAAGACGAUAUUCCAGGCGCUAGUCUCAAUGGAAGACAGCCAUGCUUUCUAAAGAAUGAAGAGCUUCGUUUUUGGUUGAAGUGUCGUGGAGAUUGCUUGAAAGGGCUCAAAACGAAGGCGCAGUUAGUUAAAAGAGUUGAGGAAUAUAUUGAGUCCGGAAGAGAUAAGAAUGUUAUUGAUCCUGACUCGGGCCAAAUUUACACCAAACGCAAAGAGCGAAAACAGGCCAACAGCAGUUCUCACGCUAAUUCUGAUUUAUCUGUGAUACCCUGUUAUCCUAAAGAUGGAUGGUCAAAAGACCUACAAAGAAUGCCUUUCUUCACUAGAGGUGAAAUGAAUAGCCAUAUUGCCAGAACAGGGAAGAACCUCGACCCAACCAACAACCAUUCUGUACCUACUUGUAUCAGGAAGGCCACUACAUUUCUAAAUGAUGAAUACUUGAAAGACAUUCAAGCUGCCAGUGAUGCUGAUAAAUUCUAUUUCAAAGCACAAUGUCAUCAUAGUUUUCGAAAGAAUGACCCACCUCACAGCAUAAACCUUGCACUUUCUAUCAUAUCAGGAGAGGUGAUUCAUGCAAACUGCACUUGUGUUGCUGGCAAAGUUGGAUUCUGUAAUCAUUCUUUAGCAUUAAUGCUCAAGAUUUGCAAAUUCAGCUUGUACGAGUGCAAAAAYGUUUGCGAUCUAGAUAGUSAAGAUGACAUGAACCCCAAAGAAACUUGUACUUCAAGAUUGCAGAAAUGGCACAAAAAGGGGAGAGGGGACGUUAUAAAACCACAACCUGUCAUGGAUGUGUCUGUAUUUAAAACCAGCAAUGAAACAAGCACAUCCACUUCAAGAGAACCAGGAGUCAGGUGCCAACUGUAUGAAGCAAGGAAUAGUGUACAGAAUCAGAGACAAGCUGAACAUCAACUACAAGCUAAACUUCAAGCUUUAAAGCCUAAAAUGGCCUUGACACAGCUUUUAGGAUCACAUCUAUUGAGUCCACCUGGCCCUGUAGAAACAAAAUUUGGACCAUGUGACCAAGGUUCAUAUGGCAGCUAUCAGCUGGCCUUUACAGAAGAUAAUUUUAAAGUGUACACUGACUUGUCAUCCUUUGAAAGAGUUCCUGCUCAGGACAUUAAUUAUGAAUACCCUGCAUUGCCCCUGUCUGAUAGUCAAGAUAACUUCAUAAUACCCCCUAACCUUGAGGAAGAAGAAGUGGACUUACUUAACAGCUUAAAAGUAGACAAAGCCAAACUGAAUGARAUUGAAAGGAAGACAAGAGGGCAAUCUGGAAGUGAUGAUUGGAAAAAGGAGAGARCUUUCAGAUUCACAGCAUCAAAUUUUGGCUUAAUYACAAACAGAAAAAGGCAACAUGAGUCCUUGGUUAACAACCUCCUUCAUMCAAAACCAGUGAAUAACAGAUACACUAAACAUGGAAACCAAUAUGAAAGUAUUGCAAUCAAGCAGUAUCAAAAGUACAUGUAUUCUGUGAAAAAACCAGUUCUAGUCUACAAAUCUGGCCUUGUUGUUAGCUCAACUGYACCAUACCUUGGAGCCUCACCCGAUGGUAAAGUUCUUGACAAAGGGUGUGACCCACCCUUUGGACUUAUUGAAGUCAAAUGCCCUGAAACAAAGUUCAUGGUGACUCCCCUUGAUGCCUGCUCGCACGAAGGAUUCUUUUUAGAAAAUUGCAAUGGCCAACCAAAACUGAAAACCAAUCACUCUUACUACAAACAAGUCCAAGGCCAACUUGGGAUCACAGGGGCUAAAUGGUGUGAUUUUGUAGUUUACACAAGCAAAGGAAUGAGYAUUGAAAGAAUUAGAUUUGAUGAACAGUUCUGGCUCARUUUACAAGACAGUCUCAAAAACUAUUACUUUACUCACUUCCUCUCUAAAGCUGCCAGUGAGUUUAACAGAGCAGAGUAACUUUACUUAUAGUUAUAAUAUUUUUAUUGACAAGAAAUACAGUGAAUAUAGUUUGUAUGUACUUAUUGUAUAGUUAUUGUUAUGA